Messenger RNA from Seminavis robusta, 1257 nucleotides. The record is from the annotation of a GenBank genome assembly. NCBI's taxonomy places the organism in Eukaryota, Bacillariophyta, Bacillariophyceae, Naviculales, Naviculaceae.
GCUCUGUUGCAAGCCUGUGAACUAACAGAAUCCCAUCAACUUUUGGAAGUAGGAUGUGGAACUGCAACUCAUAUUCCUCAGUAUGCACAAGCUGUGGGAGCUUGUGGUCAUGUCACAGCCAUUGACAUUUCACAGGAUUUGAUUGAACGAGCCAGGGCAGCCUUCCCAAAAAGCAAUGUCAACAGCAAUUUCACAUUCCAAGUGGCCAAUGUUUACGAGUUGCCCUUUUCAUCGCGGUCCUUUGAUGUCGUCAAGGAGGACCGUGUAUUGCAACACUUGAAUCGACCACUAGAGGCAGUGCAAGAAAUGCUACGGGUGACAAAGCCUGGAGGGGCCCUGGUGAUUGCCAAUCCUGAUUUUCGAUCCUUCGUGAUGGAUCACAUAGCCUCGCCACAGCAACGAUGGGGACAGAGUCUGCGCCCCCCAGAAGGAAAUGACCGGGACAUGUUUCAGUUGACUACCAAAGUGUUGAAUGGUGUUGUGCCCACUCUUUGUGCUCAUCCAUCGAUUGGGAUUCAAAGUCCGCGCUUGUUGCAUGCCGCCGGUUGUGACAAAAUUGAAAUGCAGGUUGUUCCUCUAGUUUUUGAAGGACGUGAAAGUUUAGAGAGGGUGGUCCCAAUCACGUACAUGGCGCAGCUCUCACAUGCCAAUGGUGCCAUUACCACCGAGGAAAUGGAGGCAUGGUUGCAUCGUUUGGAAUGGGAAGAAUCCGUGGCUAAAAAUGUCUUGACGGGGACACUUAACAUGUACCUUGCCCGAGGCAUCAAGCCAAGCAUUGAUGAUUCUGAUCAACGAGACUGGUCUUAUAGCAUUGGAACCAAGUUUUUUGAAAACUUGAAGUCCCCCAAACCCAAGCUGGAUUCCUCCAUUCGGUUUGCAGGACUAGAUGACACCUCUAAGCUGAUUGAACAAGCAAGAACCAUGGUCAACAAUGAGUACGCCACGUCGGACACCGGCACUACGUUAAGUUCCGAACGCUUGCGCCCACAGGACAUUCAACAGAUGGUAGCUGAUAACGAAUUGUUGCUUGCGUUUGAUGAUGACAACGAAGGACAAUUGGUUGGAUGCAUUCAGGUCAAGUUGAAACGGGCCACUUCCAAAGAUGAUGGGCUUCCAAGCUUUGGUCGAGACGCCGCCGAGAUUGUGGGUGAGUUCACCUGCCUGGCAGUCAACCUUGUAGUGUUUGGUUGCCGGCACCGAGUCAAAUCCCAAGAGAUAAUCAAGAGGAUUUGGAGGAGUCGCAGCCUCUUCUACUAG